AUGAUUCAUGACGAGCGCGACGGCGACGACGACGACGACGACGACGACGACGACGACGGCGAUGAGGAAAAGGACAAAGAAGCAGCCAUGACGUUGCUCGACCUGGACGCUCGCCAUCACCACCCUCCCGUACCCGAUCUACCUCAGCUGAUCAUGGACAUGCGUAAGAAGAGCAUCAGGUUCAGACGUGCUCAAUGUCUAUCCCACCCAACCAGGUUCCUCCCCCUGCCUAUCGACUUGCAGUGCAGUUAUUGCAAGCUGAAACAUCCUGGCGAAUGUUACGUCGACUUGAUGCUUCUCUCCAGUCGCAACGUCCCCCCUCAACCACAUCGUUCUCUCCCUGUCCACUCGACCGACUUGCCGCCUUCGUUCCCACCCCACGGCUCCCCCUCGGAACACCGACGAGUCGAUCUGGGAAAGCCACGCGGGUCCGUCGCCUGCGUCUUCUGCUGGGGGGGGAAACGCAAGUGCAGUCACUUGGAUCAUGACAAGGAGGAAUGGAUCGAGAUUGUGGGGGAGGUCUGGCGGGACAGAUUGAGGGGACGAGUGGUGUGUGAGCUUGCUCCUGCGCAUCCCGCUUCUGCUUCUGUUCCUCCUCUGCCUCCUGCUCCUGCUCCUCCUCCGCCUGCACCUCUUUUUCCGCCUCCUGAUCCUCCUGCUCAUCCUGCUCAUGCUCCUCCCGCUUCUCCUCCUCCUGCUUCUCCGCCUGCUCCUCCUCCCGCACCCGCCCUCGCCUCUACAUCCCCCAGCACUCGGUCUCCCACCGUACCAAGUCAUGAGCAUGAACAUUUACCCUACCACCUGAAUGCCAUAUCCGUUCCCAAUCCUCUCGAUCCUUGCCAUCCCACCACGCCCGACCCGUGCUCCCCACCGCACACGGUCAACGUCAACCUCAAACGGAAACGCAAACGUUCACUUUCGUCGUCAGCCUGUCAUCCCAUCCCACCGACACCCCACCUGGACAAAUCUGGCGACAUCUUGCUCCGAAAACCGGAUUGGUUCCCUCCCAAACCUGCCGAGAGGGGGUUGAUUCCGCCCUUGGUGCCCCCUGUUCCAGAAUAG
Messenger RNA from Tremella mesenterica DSM 1558, 1062 nucleotides. RefSeq lists its product as uncharacterized. The coding region runs from base 1 to 1062 and encodes 353 amino acids. NCBI's taxonomy places the organism in Eukaryota, Fungi, Basidiomycota, Tremellomycetes, Tremellales, Tremellaceae. The transcript has 3 exons. The record is from RefSeq and is a predicted model, not a curated record.